CGAGUUCCCUUCAAAAAUCAACAACGAUGGCUGAGACGGUCAGCUUCAAAGUAUUCUUGUCCAAGGAGGAGGACUCCAUCGACGCUAAACCCGAAGUCAGGAGAUUCGGUAUCGAUAAGGACGUCGUGACGAAUUUUCUUUACCUGAACGAGAAGCUGCAGUCCGUCUUCGCGGCGCUUCGCUCACAGCAUUUCACCAUCUUUUGGAAAGACGCCGACGGUGACGACGUCAUCAUAUCCAGCGACGAAGAGCUCAGAAUUGCCUUAUUCGAAACUGCUGAGCAAAACAUUCGCAAGCUGUAUGUCGUCCUGCACUCCGAGUACCCAGCUGAGACUGCUCAGUUUGACGGAGAGGUGCCGCAGCCCAUUCACAUCGGCAUAGUUUGUGACGGAUGCGAUAAAGAUGUUUACGGAUUCCGUUACAAAUGCAUCCAAUGCCCAAACUAUGAUCUGUGCGCGGAUUGUGAGUCGAAGGGACUUCAUCCGGAGCACUGCAUGAUUCGUAGCGCAGUACCGUUCCAGUGGAGCCCGCACGUUGGACGUCGACUAUCGCACCUCAUGCACAAGCUGGCCAAAAAGAAUGGUCGUUGUUCUGGAAAAGAUACGGAGGCGCCGGAGUGUCCCUACAAGAAAGUAAGAUUUCCGCAUAGAGCGCAAGCUGGAAGACCGGCGACGGAGAGGCCGUCUUGGCUGGAUACCGUAGCUUCCUACUUGAAUGAAUGGGCUCCACUUGCGGCAGAAGAAGGCUGCCCGAUGAAAGAUAAAUGUGGGCAGAAAACAGGUGGAGAAUCUAAGACUGGAACUGAGGAUAAGCAAAGGAUCAAUCAACAGGCAGAGCUCUUCAAGAAUAUCGGAGAGAAUCUUGCCAGUCUUUUGGACCCCUUGGGUAUCGACGUCGAAGUUCAUGGCGAGACUCCUAAUGCAGCUGGCAAGGCUCCUGCUGGCAGUAACGCAAACACCCCACCUGAGAACAGCCAACCUAGUACUUCGGCGCAGAAAUUUCCCGGGGAAGGAAAGAAGCUAGUUGAUAGUGAUUCGUCAACUUCUAAGAACCCUGUGCAUCUGCCUACUGCCAAUGCUUCCGCAACUAUAGACAAACCUAGCAUAGAAAAUGAGGGGUGGACUCUGCUUAAUCAACAGGAUACCCCGGUCUCUUAUGUUGCUGGAGGAGCGUCGAGCACCAGUGUGUCUACCGGAGCAAUGCCUAAAGUGCCAUCGACAACUGUUCCGACAGCGUCUGCACCAGUUCCAAUAUUGGCUUCAACCCCAGCUUCGAAACUAAUCUACCCACAAUUGCCGCAACAGACUGAAACUCCGAUGCCAGUUUAUCACUCCGAUCCGAACAUCCAACGCGCUGUGGUUGCAAUGAUGCAGAUGGGUUUCACAAACGAAGGUGGAUGGCUUACUCAGCUGCUGGCUUCCAAAAAUGGUGACAUUAGCAAGGCUCUGGAUAUUCUGCAACCAGUUCGCCCAGACAGUAAGAAGCAGUAAGAAGAACAAGAUUAAAGUAUUGAUUAAUAGUUGACGACUGAACUGCUGAUUCAGUAACGAUAAAUGUUUGGUAUCUAUGACGUGCAUAGAUUCACUGCAAUUUUGUUACUUUUAUCAUUUAUAUUAUACAUACCUACCGAGAAAAAAGCAUUCCCUUAUUUGCUUUAUUGCUAAUGUUUUACUGUGAGAAAUGAUAAUAAUUUCUACAAUGGUGAUUGUAUUGAUUUUGUGUUCUGGUUCAUAAAAUAUAAACAA
This is a messenger RNA of Diprion similis, 1745 nucleotides long. RefSeq names its product sequestosome-1 (gene ref(2)P). Lineage: Eukaryota; Metazoa; Arthropoda; Insecta; Hymenoptera; Diprionidae. Gene Ontology annotation, molecular function: zinc ion binding; protein kinase C binding; K63-linked polyubiquitin modification-dependent protein binding. The coding region runs from base 27 to 1490 and encodes 487 amino acids. The transcript has 3 exons. The record is from RefSeq and is a predicted model, not a curated record. Gene Ontology annotation, cellular component: aggresome; amphisome. Gene Ontology annotation, biological process: aggrephagy; endosome organization; mitophagy.